Messenger RNA from Triticum aestivum (bread wheat), 1699 nucleotides. RefSeq names its product zinc finger HIT domain-containing protein 2. Bases 206 to 1447 code for a protein of 413 amino acids. The record is from RefSeq and is a predicted model, not a curated record. Lineage: Eukaryota; Viridiplantae; Streptophyta; Magnoliopsida; Poales; Poaceae. The transcript has 5 exons.
CGAUCAGAACUUCACUAAGUCGAGGGUAAUAUGGACUUUUCUCUCUUCUCAUCCUCCUCGUUCAGCUUCGAGUGUCUCUUCCAGUUUCAGCUUCGAGAAAGCUCGUCGCCGCUCGCCGCCACGCCGGGAAGGAAUCGCCCCAAAAAGCCCGCGCACACCGGUGGGUCAGCGCACGAGGAGCGGGAGCAGCCACCACUCGCCGGCGAUGGAGAGGGUCGUGGUGGUCUCCGAGGACGCCGCAGCCUCGGUCUCCUCCGCCCCGUCCUCCUCCUUCGCGGAAACCAGGGUCAUCUGUCGCGUAUGUCAGAAGCAGUUCGCGCAGUACACUUGUCCACGCUGCAACUCCCGCUACUGUUCACUUACGUGCUACAAGGGGCAUAGUGUGCAAUGCACUGAGUCGUUUAUGCGUGAGAAUGUUACGGAGGAGCUUAAGCAGAUUCAGCCUGAAGAUGAAUCAAAAAGGAAGAUGCUCGAUAUACUCAGACGGUUCCACUUGGAAGAAGAAAUGGAGUCUGAUGGUGAAGAUGAGUCAAUGCUGUCAGAGGAGCUUAUUCAGAAAGCCAUCUCUGGUGACGAAAUCAAGCUUGAGGACCUCUCUGAUGAUGAAAUCAAACGAUUUCGUCAAGCUCUGGCCUCUGGUGAACUCAGCAAGAUGAUUGAGCCAUGGACACCAUGGUGGAAAAAUCCUUCUGCUAAAUCGAUCUCUCUUAGUCAUGAUGGGAGCCAGCUUAUUAGACAAAUAAGUACAGAUGAUACUACUUUAUCAGAUCCAAUGACUGCGUCAGAGUCUAUCAUCAAUGAAAUACCAGAAGGGCCAGAAUCUCCUCUCCCAUCACUCAAACAGCUAACCAGGGCAGAGCCAUCUCCUCUGCUCACUGUUCACUUGGUUGAUAUUCUCUACAGUUACUGCUUUACACUUCGCCUCUACAAUGGUGAUUGGCAGUCUGAUCCUUUGGGUGCUUCAACUGUUGCCUUGUCUAUGUCGAAAGUCAUGGGGGACGUCUCUAAACCUGAGUCAGUAUCUGAAGCGCUCACAACAUGCAUAGAGGAGACAUGCUCCCCAGCUUACAGGCACACCGGAGGUUUCAGGUUUGCUAUUGGACUUGUGGAUGAUAUCGUCACAAUCCUCUCCUUAGGAGGCAAUGCAGUGGUUUGUGCAUUGUGUGACUUCCACAGGCUCAUCCAAGCUGGUGAGAGCAUCCUCAAGGAAGACAAAAUGGGCGAGACGGAAAAGGCACAGAGCUUCAAAAAGCUCCAUGCCGCGGGUAGGAAGCUGUUCUUCAUGACAUGCUGGGCUCAUGAGCAGCCAAGUGAGGCCUGGCCAUCGUUGGCUCGCAUCGUUGAGGUGCAGAAAGUGGCUUUUGAGGAGCUUGACAGUGGAAGCGGACUGAGGAAGGCAGGUAGAAAGAACAACCCACAGUCCAAGGUUCUUAUCGAGGAGGUGUAAGCAUAUCAACGCAGUACUGCUGGAAUAACCGCACUUUGUUUUCUCGCCACCCUUUUGGUAUCUCCCAGCUGUAUCAUUUGAUCCUUGUGCCCUUCUUCAUCUUCAAGUGCAGUGGCUUAAAUGUAUAAACUGUCAUCUUUGGAAGAUGUGAUAGUUACAUUUCUGAAGUUCUCAUAUUAAAGCGACCUGGUUAAUCACAUUUCCGAGCAAAUAUUGCUCAUAUCAACAUGCUAUCUGUGGCGCUAAUUUUCA